This is a messenger RNA of Epinephelus lanceolatus (giant grouper), 4019 nucleotides long. It is a transcript of the gene wdr62, whose product is annotated as WD repeat domain 62. NCBI's taxonomy places the organism in Eukaryota, Metazoa, Chordata, Actinopteri, Perciformes, Serranidae. Gene Ontology annotation, molecular function: protein binding. Gene Ontology annotation, cellular component: cytoplasm. The record is from RefSeq and is a predicted model, not a curated record. Gene Ontology annotation, biological process: positive regulation of JNK cascade; negative regulation of canonical NF-kappaB signal transduction.
CCUUUAGUUAGUUAACUUAGCAUGAAGCUAAGCUAAUCGUCCAUCAUCAUCAUCAUCAUCAUCAUCAUCAACAACAACAGCGGCGGGGAGUUGUUGACCGCAGUGACGGGCUCCUUGUUCACUUCUGCGGGCUGUGAUGCGCCCACACCGCGGUGUGUAGCCUCCAUCUCUCUGGUGUUACGGUGAAAGUGAGGCGGGUGUCAGCAUGGCGGAGGGAGCUGACGCCGCGAAGAGGAAGCCAGCAGCGGGGACGAAGAGCCGACAGAGCCAGCCGAAGAGGAGCUGCAGCAGCCGGGUGAGUCUGGAGAAGGUUCUGGGGAUCAGCACAGCCAGCAGCAGCGGCCUGACCUCUGACCCCAGGUCUGGGCUCAUCGCAUAUCCUGCAGGGUGUGUCAUCGUCCUGCUUCACCCGAAGACCAACAAACAGAGACACAUCGUCAACACGUCCAGGAAGCCCUUCAGCGCUCUGUCCUUCUCUCAUGACGGGAAACACCUGGUCACUGGCGAGAGUGGUCACAUGCCCUGUGUGCGGGUGUGGGAGGUGGACGGGGGUCAGGUGGCCGAGGUUCAGUCUCAUAAAUACGGCGUUUCCUGCGUGGCGUUCUCUGCCAACAGCAGCUACAUCGUCUCCGUGGGAUACCAACACGACAUGACCGUCAGUGUGUGGGACUGGAGGAAAGGUUCCAUCAUCGCGUUCAACAAAGUGUCCAGCAGAGUCUUGGCUGUCUCCCUCUCUCAGGACAACAGCUACUUUGUCACCGCAGGAAACAGACAUGUCAAAUUCUGGUACCUGGACGCCUCCAAAGAACGACGGGUGAACAGCACGGUGCCACUGAUUGGACGGUCAGCAUUAUUAGGCGACUUUAAAGACAACUUGUUCAGCGGGGUGGCGUGUGGGCGUGGCCCCAUGGCAUCUAACACCUACUGCAUCACCAGCUCAGGUGUGCUGUGUCGGUUCAACAGCCGCCGGGAGCUGGAGGCCUGGGUCGACCUCAAGACGUCCUCGGCGAGCUGUCUGGCGGUCAGUGAGGACUUGAUGUUCUGUGGUUGUGCUGACGGAGCCGUCAGAGUGUUCAGUCCGUCUAAGAUGUUGUACAUCACCACGCUGUACUGCCCGCACCGCCUGGGCGUCGACCUCACCCAGAGUGUACAGCACAGUCCAGGUGCUCAGUACCCCAACACGCUGGCUCUGACCUUUGACCCCAUCGCCAGACACCUGACCUGUGUGUACAAUGACCACAGUUUGUACGUGUGGGACGUCGGAGACGUGAGGAACGCCGGGAAGCUGUACUCUGCUCUGUACCACAGCAGCUGUGUGUGGAGCGUUGAAGUGUAUCCCGAGCUGUCAGAUGUCUCUCAGGCCUGUCUGCCUCCAUCCUCCUUCCUCACCUGUUCAUCUGAUAACACCAUCAGGAUGUGGAACACUGACCCCCCCACCGCACACAGGAACCUCUACAGCAAUGACCUGUUGAGGAUUCUGUAUGUGGAGGAGGACGCACAGGCCGAGGGGGAGAGGGGGGAGAGGGGGAAGGCAGCAGGGGCUGAUGGGAAGUCAGGGAUCAGAGUGCUGGGUGUCAGUCCUGAUGGACAACACCUGGCAGCUGGAGACCGCUGUGGAAACGUGCGGAUCUUUGGUUUGGAGUUUCUGGAUGAGCUGGUGAAGAUUGAGGCUCAUGACUCUGAGGUGUUGUGUCUUGAGUUCUCCCCGGCAUCCACAGGUGUGAAGCUGUUGGCAUCAGCCAGCAAGGAUCGACUAAUCCACGUCUUCAACCUGGAGAAGAAUUACAGUCUGGAACAGACUCUGAACGACCACUCAGCCUCCAUCACUGCUGUCAAGUUCACUGGUGAGAGUCCAGAGGUCCGAAUGGUGAGCUGUGGAGCCGACAAAAGCAUCUACUUCCAGACAGCUGAGCAGACGGCGGAGGGUCUGGAGUUCUCCAGGAGUCACCACGUGGUGGAGAAGACGAUGCUGUACGACAUGGACCUGGACUCAUCAAGGACGCACGUCGCCAUCGCCUGUCAGGACCGAAAUGUCAGGGUUUACAGCGUGGAAAUGGGGAAACUGAAGAAGUGUUUGAAAGGCUCGUCCAUUGACAAAGGAGCUCUGCUAAAGCUUCAGAUGGAUCCGUCGGGGUCGUUCUUCGCCACGAGCUGCUCUGAUAAAAGCAUCACCAUCUUUGACUACGAGUCAGGAGAGUGUGUCUCCACACUGUCUGGACACUCUGAGAUCGUCACCUGUAUGAGGUUCACUCAGGACUGCAGACACCUCAUCACCGUGUCCGGAGACAGUUGUGUUUUUGUGUGGAGGUUGGACUCUCAGAUGACCAGCACCAUGAGGAAGAGGAGGGGCCUCAGACUGACCACCGCACCUGAAACCUGCAGCCUCAGACCGCACAACAUCAGGAGGGAGACCUUCAUCACUGGACCCUCGUCUCAGCUGCCUGAGGAGGAGGAGGAGGAGGAAGAGGAGGAGGGGGCCCAGGGGAGUCCAGACAGACUGGACUCUGCUCUAUAUGCUCCGCCUCUUCAGAGCAACGGGAAACUUCCCAUGUGGUUCAGAAAGCUGCAGGGUCAGGGCGGAGCCUCUUCUGCCAUCCAAUCAGGAACUGAGCCUCGCCAGGUGCGGAGUCGGUGGGCGGAGCACCCAAGCCCCCUGAUCAUCUGCUCCAACUUCUCCCCAAGUCCCACCAAGAGUCAGGAGGAAGAGGAGGAGGAGGAGGAGCAGAGGGAGGAGGAGGACUUCCACCCUCAGAGGCUGGAGAAUCUGCUGGGAGAGGAGGUGCAGGUGCUGCAGAAUCCAGGUGAGAACAGGAGCAGCUACAUCAUCUACCCCAGCACCACCGACACCAACAGCACCACUGACACCAACAGCACCACUGACACCAACAGCACCACCGACACCAACAGCACCACCGACACCUCGGCUGACAGGGAGUUUGAUGUGGAGCUCGUGGCCGAGCGCUCUCUGACCCAGCUGGAGGUCAAAGGUCAGAGGGUGGAGCCAGUGUGGAGCACUCAGCUGGGUCCAGACUCUGCCUGCUCUGAAGACUCAGCAGGAAGUCUGGAGCAGCAGCACGACACCGACACAGACUCUCUGAGUCAGGCCAGCUCUGUGGGCAGUUUGGGUCUGGAGGACGACGAGGACAGAAACUCUGUGAAGAACCACUUUGACACUCUGGCGUCCAGUCUGACUGACGAGAAGUUCGAGGCCGACCUGAGGACGCUGCAGCCGUCAGAGGACAAACACUACCUUAACCCUCGACUCAGCAUCUCCACCCGCUUCCUGUCUCGCUUCCAGGACAGAAUCAGGCCAGUCUACCCACAAUCCUCAGGGACUCUGACAGACAGGGCGUGGCCCAGCCAGGCUCCGCCUCCUGUGUCAAUCCCAGCGAGCAUCUCAGAGGAGAGUAACGUCAGCAGCACGUCGGUGAGCUCUGAGUUGAGUUGUGAUGUCGCCUCGUCCCAGGAUGAAAACAGCAGUGGUGGUUCAGGUGAUAGGAAAGAGACGCUCAGUCUGCAGCAGUGUCAGCAGGUCGCUAACGAGCUGAGAGAGGCGGCGAGACGAGCCGUAGACCUCUACCAACAGCUCAGCGUGUCGGCCGGUGCUUCGGAGCAGCAUCUUCAGAUGUCGUCCAUCCUGCAGGGAGCGUUUGAUGUUGUUCACUCUGAGCUGCAGGCGGUGCUGCCGGGAGGAGACGGGUGGGGCAGCAGCGCCCCCUCUGGUUGACUGGAGGACGAGGUGUCUGCUGAGGGAAUACCCUGAUCUGCCGGUCCAGUUUACCCAAAACAAACUGAACCGGAUCUGAACCAGGAUCAGUCACUCCGCUGCUGUCGGUACGGAGGCUGAAAGGGGACAAAUUUCACUUCACCAUCAGCCCCAGUGACUUUAUCAACAUCAGUAUUAAAUUUAAUGCACCUUAUGUUUGUUUAUGUGGCAGCAAAAUGUGUUUUUGACCACGAUCACUGUUUGUACAUAAAGUGUAAUUUUAUGUUUCUAUAUAAUAAAUGUUUGUGUUUUA